This is a messenger RNA of Felis catus (domestic cat), 2425 nucleotides long. It is a transcript of the gene LYVE1, whose product is annotated as lymphatic vessel endothelial hyaluronan receptor 1. The record is from RefSeq and is a predicted model, not a curated record. Gene Ontology annotation, biological process: cell adhesion. Bases 221 to 1192 code for a protein of 323 amino acids. NCBI's taxonomy places the organism in Eukaryota, Metazoa, Chordata, Mammalia, Carnivora, Felidae. Gene Ontology annotation, cellular component: plasma membrane. The transcript is spliced from 6 exons. Gene Ontology annotation, molecular function: transmembrane signaling receptor activity; hyaluronic acid binding.
AAGUACAGCCUGGGCAUUUAAGGGACGUCACUCAUUUCCCCCAGCGACCUUGACAAGUCAGAAGCUUGAAAGCAGGGAAAUCCGGAUGUCUCAGUUAUGAAAUGAAGCAGUGGGGCUCCAAUAUAUUUCCAGAAGACUCCAUCUAGACUGGUGAUUGCCUGCUUCUAUUACUACCAGUGACCACCCAGGGUGCUUCUCUGGCUCAUAAGGGAUUUGCAUAAUGGCCAAGUGCUUCAGCCUGAUGUUGCUUCUUGCCUCCAUCUGGACCACAAAGCUCCUGGUCCAUGGCUCUCUCCGUGUAGAAGAACUUUCCAUCUCAGCACCAUGCAGAAUUGUAGGGGUCACCCUUGUGAACAAAAAGACAACCCAGCAGCUGAAUUUCACAGAAGCCCAGGAGGCCUGUAGGCUGAUGGGACUAACUUUGGCCAGCAAAGACCAGAUUGAAGCAGCAUGGAGGUCUGGCUUUGAGACUUGCAGCUAUGGAUGGGUUGCAGAUAAGUUUCUGGUCAUCCCUCGGAUUCUCCCGAACCCCAAGUGUGGGAAGAAUGGGAUGGGUGUCCUGGUUUGGAGAAAUUCACUCAGCAAAAAGUUCUUGGCCUACUGUUACAACUCAUCUGAUACUCGGAUUAACUCAUGCUCUCCAGAAAUUAUCACCACCAAAGAUCCCAUAUUCAACACUUAUGAGGCAACAUACACAACAGAAAUGAUCACCAGUGACAGUGCAUACUCGGCUUCAUCUACUGUUGCACCUUACUCUACUACACCUACUCUUGCUCCUACUUCUGCUUUGGCCUCCACUUCUCGACGGAAAAGAAAGUUGAUUUGUGUAACAGAAGCUUUUGUGGAAACUAGCACCAUAUCUACAGAAACAGAAUCUUACAUUGAAAAUAAAGCAGCAUUCAAGAAUGAAGUUGUUGGGUUUGGAGGUGUCCCCACGGCUCUGCUAGUGCUUGCGCUCCUCUUCUUUGCUGCUGCAGCUGGUCUCGCAGUUUGCUACAUCAAAAGGUAUGUGAAGACCUUCCCUUUUACAAACAAGAAUCAGCAGAAGGAAAUGAUUGAAACCAAAGUAGUAAAGGAAGAGAAAGUUGAUGAUAGCAAUCCUAAUGGGGAAUCAAAGAAAGCUGAUAAAAAUUCAGAAGAGCCCAAAAGUCUGCCCAAAACUACAGUGCGAUGCCUGGAGGCUGAAGUUUAGAAGAGAAAGAAAUGAGAGGACACACCUGAGGCUGAUUUCUUUCCUGAUUCAUAUCCUGGUCCUAGAUGGGGAAACUUAAAGGGCCAAAGAACCAAACAAGAAAGUCCACCCUUGGUUCCUAAAUGGAAUCAACUCAGGGCUACUUCUGGAUUAUGGAGUUCACCAAACGGAAUUCCCUUCUUACUGCAAUCCUUUCUGGAUCCUCCUACCUCCAAAGCUUCCCACAGCCUUUCUAGCCUGGCUAUGUCCUAAUAAUAUCUCUGUGGGAGAAAGGAGAUUUACAAACCACAAGAACCUAAAACAGCUAAUCAGAACGCAUUUAUAAAGAGGCUUCUCAGCUGGCUGACAAGAGGUGCGUUGAGAACCAAGAGAUUGUUGAGACCAAGCUUUUCUCUAUUGAUUCCACAGGCCAGAUCCUUUCUUCAGCUCUGAAAAAGUAACAUGCAUCACCUGGCAUGCCCUUCUGAGCCAGGCAAGAACAAAAGAAGGAAGGAAAAGUUCAGCAACUGAAGGUCAUGGACAUUCCCAUGACUUGAGACCUGAUCUCUGUAAAGCCAAAAUAAGUAGAGAAAAAGAAUGAGGCCAAGGAUGUUGCCAGCAUAUUGUCAGCAGGGACUAUAAGUACAAACAGGGUCAAAGUAGUCAUCUCUGAAUAAUCUGAGUUGGAAUCACUUUUUAGAACACACUUUCUUUUCUCUCUCUCUCUCUUGUUGCUGCCAUUUUUUCUAGAAGUACAUAAUUUUAUAAAGGAACCCCCCCCCAAUCUCUUACAAUUUUUUAUUUUUAUCGGAGCUGUAUCUGGGAAAUUAGUACUGAAGAAAAUUACUGUAUUAAAAGGCAGUAGAAUUUAACACACAUUUAUUGAAUUCCUACUAUAUGUCAGGUGCUGGGUAAGGUAUUAUAUUCUAUAAUAGAAUAUUAUUUAUCAAAAACUUACAAACAAUAAAAUGUAUGAAGCUAAUUUUUUCAGUUUUGAUAUCCUUAGCUUAUCUACUUGCAAAACUAAUUUUUUGCUAAGACUAAUCCAUUCACUAUUUUCUCUAAUAUGGCAGCCACUAUAACCUUAAUUUAUUAUUAACAUACCUAAAAAGUACAUUAUUACCUCUAUACACCAAAGCACAUUUUGAAAGCGUCAUUAACAAAUGUAUUGCCAGUUCUUUUAUCAGCAAGAAGGGCUCAAGAGGUGCAGAAAUAUUUGUGUCAAAAAAAAAAAUAAAAGCAUUUAGAAAAUUU